Molecule: messenger RNA, 285 nt
Organism: Trichomonas vaginalis G3
Lineage: Eukaryota; Parabasalia; Trichomonadida; Trichomonadidae
Product: cation:chloride symporter protein
Exons: 1
Coding region: 1-285 (94 amino acids)
Biological process (GO): monoatomic ion transport
Cellular component (GO): membrane
Molecular function (GO): transmembrane transporter activity
Source: RefSeq, a predicted model, not a curated record
AUGGGCGAACUUCCUAAAGAAGACAUGUAUGCACAGUGGAACGACUGCAAGAUUCAAGCACAGAAUGACACAGACACAAAAGCAGUCAACAAAUUCUUGAAACUUCGCGAAUUCUUGAUGAAAUACUCAGACAACUCAUCAUUGAUCAUCUGCACUAUACCAAUUCCAAAAGUCAAUGUUACACCAGAAUUAUGGACUAGUUUGAUGGGCUUUGUUAGUGAUUCUAUGCCCCCAUUUAUUUGGUCACGCGGCAACAACGAAAACGUCAUUACAUUCAGUGCUUAA